Molecule: messenger RNA, 1755 nt
Organism: Aspergillus calidoustus
Lineage: Eukaryota; Fungi; Ascomycota; Eurotiomycetes; Eurotiales; Aspergillaceae
Source: the annotation of a GenBank genome assembly
AUGCCAGUCGGUUUCGGCUUCUCGGUAGGCGAUUUCCUCGCUGCUCUCGAGCUCGUCGGCACCGUCAUCGACGCCCUCCGCGAAUCCUCCCAUGCCGGGACCAACUUCCAAUCGCUCAUACAAGAGCUAUACGCGCUCGAGACCGCUCUGCUUCAUAUCAAGCGCCUUGACCUCGAUGAAUCGCAGCACGCCGAUCAGGUCGCUCUUCAGAACGCCGCCUGUCAGUGCCAACGUACGAUCGAUGCGUUUUAUGCCAAGGUACGAAAAUACCAGCCUCACCUACGAGAUGGAGGGACAAACUCGAGGCUCAGGGACGGAUGGGCCAAGAUAAAGUGGGCAGUGUGCAGACAGGAGGAUGUUGACACUUUCCGCGCGGAAAUUCGGGGCCACACUAGCAGUCUUGAAAUGCUGCUCGCGACAGUCCACGCCCGUGCAAUGGUAGUAGGGCAGUCCAGGUCGGAUAUCCAACAUCGGACACUCGUGACCACCAUCCAGUCCAUGUGCUCCGAAGUCAUGCAGAAGCUCGGCCACAUGACAAAUGCCAUCGCGCAGAAUGUUCGGCAUUGCAAGGCGCUUCUCGAAUCUAGCGCGCAGGUCGUUCAGUCUAAUAUGCGUAUUUUCCAGGCCAUCCAGCAACUUCAAGCAAUGAUAUCUACCGUACCCCCGCAGAUUGAACGCCAGCAGCCUGUCUACCUCGUCGAUGCGCUCAACAAGGAGUGCCCAUUCCACCUCGAGUUUAUACGCUCCGCGGAGGCGCUUCUCUCCGUGUUGAAAGUCAAUCUAAAAGAGUCUGGCUGCGGGCCUGGAAAGAUAGAUCGUGGGGAGUUUGUUAUAGAGGAUUGCGGGACACAUGCGCCGAUUGACAUGAUGCAGAAGUGGGAUCUCUGUUUUCACCCAGGACAGCGGGUUGCGAUGAGUAUGGUUUUUCAACAAGUGGCCCAGGAGGCUUCUUGUCCACGGUGCAGGACCAUUCACGCUGCUGCAGCCGAGGAGGAGGUUACGUGUACCACGUGUGGCAUCAUCUUCCGUCGAAUUGAACAGCUUGAUGAACGACCGGGACUCGGCUCAAACUCGAGUGGACCACGACCCCAGGCGACCAGUACCCCUAAUCAAGCCUCUUCACGAGUGCCGAGCGCCUUUGGCCCCCGCAAGCCACCAGAACGGUGCUGGAUAGAGAGUAGCAUGGCCGAUAUGGCAAAGUUUCGGCGGCUGAGAAUUAUCACCAAUUACCCGCGCAGUAUCUCCGCACCAGUGGCCGUGGACAGGCAGAAACAUUGGGCAAGAAUGCUCUGGGCCCUUUUCCAGUGCCAGAAUAAGCGGUGCUUGCGCAGCCCCGUAGAGAAAUACGACAAUUUCGAAGCAUACUUUGACGCAUUGCUGAAUAACGGCUCGGAUUGCUCAUCCGCUAUAAAUUGUCCGAAUAACGUGCAACUCAACGGCUUCGCCAUGCCUACAGUUGCUCGGACUGGGUGCAAAGGAAUCGAUAUCACGGUCACAGACUUUCAGUUGAAUGGCUCAAUAGAGAUGACGCGGCGGUCAUAUUUCCCGCGCCGCAAGGGACAAUGUCUAGCGCAGGCUGCCCAGUCUGUCGACAGCACAGCCAUUUUGCCGGACUUGCCGUGCCUGGCAGACUCACGGGACGUCCAGCUCAUCCGCAAGGACUUGACUGCCCUACUCGCCGCGGCAGUAAAACAUAAACACGCCGAAAUGAUUGAUCUAGGAGACAACUGUGUAUAUUUGGCUAUGACAUACUAA